GUGAUAAGCUGCUCGUUUCCAGUCCAUUAUAUCCAUAGAUAAUACAUAAUAUUAUGUAUUAUCUAUGAUUAUAUCUUAGUCCGUGGAUAUUUAGAUAUUCAGAUGAUGACAUUAUUGAGUAUUGACGGUAUUUCCAAUUUCAUCGGUGUUGAAUUGUUAAAACUUGAAUACUCAAUAUUUGAACGUUGAUAUUAUCAUAAUAUAAUAAUAUAAUUUAUAAUAUUCAUAAUAUAUGCUAGUAUAGUAGUAUCCAUCACUAGUCAGUGUCUCUUACGCCAUGCCGUCGCCGAACAUGAUCUCCGAACCGCUCGACGUCAGUUUUGUCAUCGAAGAGCUAGAAAACGACGAGAUCCAAGAAGGCUGUCUGACGGCCGAACAGUACACCAAACUGUUUUCUGCAUACUUGUACACCAACGAACUGUGUGCUGCAAAGUUCUUAUGGCGCCGUGUGCCCGAACCGGUCAAGGCCGAUCCCGAAUUACAUAAAGUCUGGUCGAUUGGCAAAGCCCUCUGGGCAAAACACUACACACAAGCAUAUGAACUGAUUGACUGCAAAUGGUCUAAUGUACUGGAGCCCAUCAUGGUUGCAAUCAAGCGUCGCAUCCAACAGGACACAUUGAAAUUCAUUAGCAUGCACUACGAAAACAUACAACUUGACAAAUUUCAAACGUUCAUGGGGGUAGACAAAGAACAAGCAGAAAGAAUAGUGGAGAGUGAAGGUUGGACAUGUAGAAAUGGAUAUGUCUUGCCGAUAGCAAUCAACGAACCCGAUUUGGGACUAGGUGGUAGUCAAGAAAUUCUGGACAGAUUAGUGACUCUAUCAUCAUUUACGUCUUAUAUUGAAAAUUGAAUCAGUUUUUUGUUUGUGUAUUUAAUCAAUUUAAGGCUGAUCCUAACCAGUCUACUAAGAUAUCUUGGUUAAAAAUUAAUUUUAACAAAUAAUGUUUGUGUCAAGUGUAUAAAAAUAUAAUCUAUACAUAAGGAUAAUAUUAAA
This is a messenger RNA of Metopolophium dirhodum (rose-grain aphid), 994 nucleotides long. RefSeq names its product COP9 signalosome complex subunit 8 (gene CSN8). The transcript has 2 exons. Lineage: Eukaryota; Metazoa; Arthropoda; Insecta; Hemiptera; Aphididae. The record is from RefSeq and is a predicted model, not a curated record. Gene Ontology annotation, biological process: COP9 signalosome assembly; protein deneddylation. Gene Ontology annotation, cellular component: COP9 signalosome. The coding region runs from base 278 to 850 and encodes 190 amino acids.